Molecule: messenger RNA, 469 nt
Organism: Drosophila arizonae
Lineage: Eukaryota; Metazoa; Arthropoda; Insecta; Diptera; Drosophilidae
Biological process (GO): transcription initiation at RNA polymerase III promoter; transcription by RNA polymerase II
Cellular component (GO): nucleus
Source: RefSeq, a predicted model, not a curated record
GUGCACUAACCAUAGAACAGUGGUUAUUGUUUGCAAGUGGUUAAAAUGCUACAGUCAAACCGUGUCUUGCUAAAAGAGCAGACUCAUUUAUAUGCCAUAGAAAAGAAGCUAGUUAGGGUGCUGCCCGUUAUUCAGGAAGCAUUGAAUUCGCUUAAGGUUGAGGAGCUGCAUUUAAAAUCCAAUUCAGUGCAUCAAGUGACGUCCAUGGAAUUAUCAAAUGUGGGCAUGAGCCGGGAAAUCUGUGAUCAAAGCAUGACUACACCGAAUGAGGAAAUAAACCGUCAAGAAAUUGACUUGCAGUUAUUCGAAAACGACUUUCAACAAUUUGAUGUGGAAAUUGAAUCGGACUGACCGAAAUUACAGCUGUUCACAAUCAUUUAUUGGUACAAAUUUAGCUAAUUGAAAAUAUUUGCCAAACUCAUUGCGUACUAAAUUAAAACUAUUUUAAAAUAAAGUAAUUAUAAAAUGU